This is a messenger RNA of Leishmania braziliensis MHOM/BR/75/M2904, 2523 nucleotides long. Its product is annotated as mismatch repair protein. The transcript has a single exon. NCBI's taxonomy places the organism in Eukaryota, Euglenozoa, Kinetoplastea, Trypanosomatida, Trypanosomatidae. The coding region runs from base 1 to 2523 and encodes 840 amino acids. Gene Ontology annotation, cellular component: MutLalpha complex. The record is from RefSeq and is a predicted model, not a curated record. Gene Ontology annotation, molecular function: mismatched DNA binding; ATP hydrolysis activity; ATP-dependent DNA damage sensor activity. Gene Ontology annotation, biological process: mismatch repair.
AUGAUUGCUCGUCUGGACGGCGCGUGCGCACGCAAGAUCGCUGCGGGGCAAGUGAUUACAGACCUCACGAGCGUUGUGAAAGAGCUUACGGAGAACGCGCUAGACGCCAAGGCCGCAACGGUGACGAUUCGGCUCCUCAAUUACGGCCUCGAUGAGAUUGUCGUGGAUGACGACGGCACGGGACUAUCCAUGGGCCGGCUAGUAGACACCGCGACAAACAAGCUGCGGGAUGGUGCGAGCACGCCUCUGCUAUCGAGUCGCGCCACCACGAAGCAGCGAUGGGACGAUCUCGACAGAUACACUCAUGCGAGUGCAAAGGGUGAAGUCGACGAUCAUCUCACGAGCCAGGUCGAGAGUACGCGUGUGGCAGGGGGUGAGGGCGACAGCUUUGAUCCGUCACUUGGUUUCCGCGGGGAGGCGCUCCACUCUUUGGCCCACAUGGGCACCGUAACGAUAGAGACGCGCAGCGCCGACACUGGUGCCAUGACAGUGCGCCUCUCGUAUGAUCAUGCGUUACACACGUCUCGCCUGGAGGCGGUGCGACUGCGCGACGUGCUUGGCACCACCGUCACUGUGCGGCAUCUCUUCAAGCAUCUCCCUGUGCGGCACCGCGAGUACGUGAAGAACUGCCGCAAGCAGCUCAGCAAAGCAACCAGCACGAUGAAGCAGUACGCCGUGUCGCACCCGCACAUACGUCUUGUGAUGCAGCACCAGGAGACUCCCACCUCGGGCGUCAUCACGCUGGUUUCGCUCACCGGCUCUGGCGAUGCAACGCGCAGCGCGACGGAGGCAUACGGCGGCCUCUGCGUUUCACACAUGCAGCGCGUCAACUGGAGCUUGUCGUUUGGCACACUCAGCGGACUCGUCUCGAAGGUAAACAGCGGCGGGCGACUCAGCAGCGAUAAUCAGGUGUUUGCCCUUGACGGACGACUCGUCGACUUGCCGCGUUUGGGCAAGGCGCUCAACGACGCCUUCACCCAAUGCCUCCCGAACGCUUCCCAGCGGCUGCACGUUGCCUUCUUCCUCCAGGUAAAGACGAACGCCUCACUUCAGUACGACGUAAACCUUACCCCCAACAAGCGCAAGGUGUUGCUCGUCCAAGAGGACCGCCUGGCAGACGAGGUGUAUCGGCGUGCGCUGCAAGAGUUCGGGUCAGCCUUGCAGGAGGUUGAGCUGGAUCGUGGACAACGUAUCGCGCAGGCUCGCACCGCUGAUGUGCGUGCCGCACAGCUGACAAAGCUGAUCCGCACACCGGUUUCAGCAACGUCGUUUACGCAGUUCACGUUCAAACGAGCGAGGAUGGAGGAGACGGAUGCGAGUGACGGCGUCGCCGCUGGCGCAGUGGACGCCAAGGGGAGAGGGUCGUACCUCAGCCCCACGGCUAGCUCCUCCUCCACGAUUGAUCUCCCAAAGCUCGGCAGCUUCCUGUACGACGAUGACGCAGCCAACAAUUAUGGGUCCGGCACGGACGAGGAUGGCGAGCGGACGGAAUCCACGCCACGGCUGCUGCCCUCCUCGUCAUCCAGCAUUAGCGAUGGCAACGGAAACGACGAGGACAGCGACGAAAGAUGUCGCAGCGUGGUCGAAGAUACAAAAGAGGACACUGGCCCGCCCUCACUUAAGCCAACCGAAGAGAUAGAUGGUCGUGAAAACUUCUGUUGCGGUCACGACUUGGCUAACAGCGCGGAAGGCACACACUCCGACUCUGUGGAGGUCGAGAUAACACGGCUCUCUGACGAGGGAAAUCAGCUGCGUGGCGGGGGCAGCUGCUAUCACUGCACGUGUCCGACUUUCGGCGAGCUCGUUCAGGAGCCCUUUUCCGCGGAUCCACCCGACGCGGUGGUAUUGCCUGCGUCGACGAAAAAGCGCGACCGCGCCUCUUCUCGCACUCUUGGUGCGCAGACGGAGGAUGACCUGAAUUACUACUUUAACAAGAACUCCUUCAAGGAGAUGCGGGUGAUUGGGCAGUUCAACCACGGCUUCAUUGUUGCCACGCUCCCCAACGGCGACGUGUUUAUCGUCGACCAGCACGCAUCGGACGAAAAGUAUAACUACGAGCGACUCGUACGCGCGUAUGAGGCAACGCCCCAGCCCUUGGUGCUCCCAGUGUCUGUGGCCAUGAGUACUCACGAGGUGGACCUCGCCAUGGAACACAAGCUGGCACUCCAACACCACGGCUUCAAGGUGAACCGGGGAAGCGACGACACGAAGCUGAUGGUGUACUCGCUACCGGUGCUGCCAUACGAUGUGGUGAGCGCGUCAGAUGUGAUGGAGCUGGUUCAACAAAUUGUACAGUACGGCACCAUCACGAAGCCGCUGCGUGCGGUAUGGCACUCCAUGGCCACGAAGGCGUGCCGCAGCAGCAUCAUGAUUGGCACCCCGCUCACGAUGAAGCGGAUGAAACUCAUUCUCGAGCGACUAGGAGAGCUGGAUCAGCCGUGGAACUGCCCACAUGGUCGACCAACGCUGCGGCUGCUCUGCAACAUAGCAGAGCUUCCAAGAGGUGGAACCUCGUUUCGAUGA